AUGGACGACCCAACCUCGACUCCGGCGCAGCCACAGAAGCGCCCUCGCGUGCCCGAGGAAAAUCGCAAACGUGCCGUUCGAGCAUGCGAUGGCUGUCGCCGGGUGAAAGAGAAAUGCGAAGGUGGUGUGCCGUGUCGCCGGUGUCUGCGCUAUCGCCGCCAGUGCAUUUUUACCCAUAUCGAUCAGCAAGAGAAGAGUCGAUCGUCGUCUGUGUCCCUGCUUGACCGAGCCGCUACUCUCAAUCGACAUGAAAUAGCUGAAACGGAACGGGUUCGCCUUAUGGAAGGCAUUCUCGCGCACUAUGUCCCGAACAUCACGUUCGAUAUUCAGUCUUUGCGUCAGGCGGCGAAGGAUCUCCAGAGCAAACACCGCGACUCUGAGUCGGAUGUUCGCUCCACUAGAGAAGAGACCCAUGAAAUGGAGGACCUGGCUCUUGACGAGGAAGAUUUCACCAUCAAGGCACUCCCGGACAACACAACCCAGUACUCCGGGGAGUUCUCUUACCUGAAUUUCUCCAUGAAGAUUCGGAAGAAGAUCGACGAGUGGAUGAAAAUGGCGGCGCCAGAGGCUUCCGCCGAAGUAGAGCCAUUCGAGGAACGAUGGCGAGUCACACAACUUCAGUCUGGAUCGUCCUUGGCAUCGGCAUCGAUUAAUUGUCUGCCCCCGCGAUAUGUGGCCGAUUUUCUCGUCCAGAUAUUCUUCAAGUAUGCGCAGACCAACAAUUUCUACGUGGAAGAGGACUGGUUACGCGAGAAGCUUGCUGUGUGCUACACUAAUCCCUCCAGUCUGUCAUCUGAUGACGCGGGCGCAGUAUGCUCUAUCCUGAUGGUAUUGGCCGUUGGCACGCAAUUCGCCCACAUGGAAUCGCCCACACCGGUGAAUUGCUUGCCAUCGGAUUCUGCCGCUGCCGAGGACCAGCACUUUUCAGAGGACGAGGUCGGAUUGACCUUCUAUCAAUUCGCCUCGAAACUGCUGCCAGAGAUCAUUACCACGGCGUCGGUUCGGAGCGUCCAAGCCUGUCUGCUGAUUGGGACGUAUCUACUCCCGCUUGAUACAUCCGGGCUGUGUUAUACUUAUUUCGGUUUGGCACUCAAGCUUGCCAUCCAGAAUGGUAUGCAUCGAAGGUAUCAUGGCGAGGGGCUAUCGCCGCGGAUGGUGGAAGUGCGCAAUCGGGUGUUCUGGACUGCCUAUACCAUUGAGAAACGCAUAAGUAUACUUCACGGCAGACCGGCAUCGUUGGCAGAUUCCAAUGUCGAUGCUCCACUCCCAGUCGACUUCCCCGAGCUGAUGCCCGCUACGCAAAUAUCUAACCAUACCAACAUGGUGACUCUGAUUACAUUGACCUUGAAGCUCGGGGAAGUUUCAAAUGAAAUCACGUCAUUGCGAACAAGCCCGAAAGGUCAGCAGCAGGACUGUCUGGAGCGACUGCUGAACCUCAGAAAGCACCUGGUUGAGUGGUGGUCCACAUUGCCUGAGGAAACGACUUGUCGUGAUUUGAAUCCUGGAGGCCCAUUAUUCCGAUCCAACGUGCACUUGAAGCUCGACUAUUGCCUGACCCGGAUAUUCAUUGGACGACCGUUUCUUUUCAGCAACAUCAAGGGCUUGCAUCAAACGCCUUCUUUUACCCUCUCCAAUAAGGGCCCAUCCGGCGUCUCUAAAAACCGAGCAACGUUGGUCACAGACUGCGUCGAAGCAGCUCUAGAAAUUAUCGAUUUGUGCCGCCUACUCCGCGACGAGACGGGUCUUGCUCGUGCCUCAUUCACCGAAUUCAGCUCGUGCCGCGCAGCCCUCCUGGUCAUCCUGGCCCAGGGACUGACGAAACGCACUGAGCGACUCGGCGCUGCUCUCGACCAGGGCAUUUCCCUUAUCAAGAUUAUGUCCAUGGGCGUUGGGUCGGCACGGUCAGCAGUCAGCGUAAUCGAAGCCCUCGAGCGGGCGAUACGCCGGCUUGAACUCUGGAGCGAAAGUCAACAGGCCCAAAGUAAUGGCGGCUUUAUGGAGUCCGCCUACGACCGUUUCAAGAACUGGGAGAUGCUGUGGAAGACCGGUCCAGUGUCUCCGUCGACAAUGGCGUGGAAGCACUCGGAACAGUAUACUGCCAGCGAUCCACCUGCCCAGCAGGAGUUGAACCCCCAUGCCCCAGCUGUUGCGUCUGGCUCCGGCGCCAUUAUCCCUGGUAUAGCCAUCACGCCCCCGACAGCUGCCCUGGGCAGCACCAACGGAUCCGGGCCUGUCCCUGAUGGCCCUGAUCAGGAGGUUUUCCCAAGUGAUGGGUCCGGCACUGGGCUGUCAGCCUCGGAAAAUUUCUCUAUCUCUCAGGAGUCGCUCUCGCAAAUGCCGCAUUUUGGAUUCGACCACUUCGUCUCGAACUUCCCUCAGGAACUCGGCGAGUUCACGGCCAUUCCGUGUUUUGAACCAGAUGCCCAGGCCCACUCGUCUGGCCUGGUUGGUGCUGAGCUAAAGACUCCUGGUGACGGCGCUGAUCCGCAUUGGUUGCAGUUUAUGACUAAUUGA
This is a messenger RNA of Penicillium alfredii, 2514 nucleotides long. RefSeq names its product Zn(II)2Cys6 transcription factor. Gene Ontology annotation, molecular function: zinc ion binding; DNA-binding transcription factor activity, RNA polymerase II-specific; DNA binding. The coding region runs from base 1 to 2514 and encodes 837 amino acids. The transcript is spliced from 7 exons. Lineage: Eukaryota; Fungi; Ascomycota; Eurotiomycetes; Eurotiales; Aspergillaceae. Gene Ontology annotation, biological process: DNA-templated transcription; regulation of DNA-templated transcription. The record is from RefSeq and is a predicted model, not a curated record.